Messenger RNA from Rhizopus microsporus ATCC 52813, 1475 nucleotides. RefSeq names its product alpha/beta-hydrolase. The transcript is spliced from 3 exons. Lineage: Eukaryota; Fungi; Mucoromycota; Mucoromycetes; Mucorales; Rhizopodaceae. The record is from RefSeq and is a predicted model, not a curated record. Gene Ontology annotation, molecular function: hydrolase activity. Bases 19 to 1311 code for a protein of 430 amino acids.
CUUUUUUCUUUAUUAAACAUGGACGACAUUCGUUUAUUAAUCAAGCGUAAUUCUCCUCCUGCAUUGGCAGUGCAAACCAUCCGAUCUGCCCUUGCAAUGAAUCCAACAGCUUGUAGAAGUAUUAUUAAUGACUUUACACGUCCUCUCAAGGAACAGAAACGAUUUAUUCGUAAAUUCGAUAAUGAACACUGGAAAGGAAGCUUGAUAAUGUCAGAAAUGAUACGAUGUGAUGAUGAAACUGCCCUUAAACGGUUACAAAAGGCUGAUAUCGUCAUUUUUGAAAUCCAUGGAGGUGGAUUUAGGGCAGGACAUAGUACGAUGUAUAUGGAUUCUUUUAUCAGUUGGCUGAGGCUUUUCAAGAGCAAAUACAAUCUCUAUGCAUGCAUCAUGUCUGUUGAAUAUGGAUUAGCUCCCAAGUACAAAUAUCCUGAGCCUGUUCACCAAUGUGUCUCUGCUUACAACUAUCUGACGAACCAUCUCGGUGUUUCUCCUUCUAAAGUUGUCUUCUCUGGAGACUCCGCAGGCGGGGCUCUUGUCAUAGAGACACUGAUAAGAACUUAUGCACCUGGCAUCUUGGAUAACCUUGAUGCACCCAGGACAAACUUUGAUCUUCCUUUGCCUGCUGCAGCUUUGUUAUCAUCUCCUUUGGUAUCACCCGAUACAACGCAGGAGUCGUGGAAGAAAUAUGAAAAGAAGGAUAUCAUAUCAUUGUCUCUAGCAAAAUCCGUAUUUAAGGAAUACUUGGAUUUGCCAAAUGUCAAGAUGGAGGACUUGCCCAUCCUACGAAUAAGUCAAAUCAAUAAUCAUUUCGAUAGAUUCUUGCCAAAGAAUGUACUUGUGAUUGCUGGCAUCAAGGAAGUCUUGUAUGAUAGUAUCAUCCAAAUGGUAGACUUUAUAAAGCAAGAUGGCAAAAUCAAUCUUACCUUCCUCGAAGAGAAUCUUUUGCACGACUGGUUCCUUAUUCAUGAGGUUAUCAGCAAGAAAGAUAAAGGAGUCAUUCAAAAAUAUGAUGAACUCUUUGUUGACUUUGCAGUGAAAGCUGUUAAAGAAGCACGACAUGCUUUAGUAACACAAACAAAGGGAACAGUCCCAGAGCCUUUGAAGAGCAACAACGAUAACAACAUUGAUGUGGACUCUGUGCAAGAAAAGAUAAUUCCAGAGAUUAUUGAAAAGUUGGAAACGCCUUUUGUAUUGCUCGAAGAUGCCAAGUUCCCCAAGCCUGCAAUCUAUAAACCAAACACUAUUCUGUCAGACUACGCUAUUGUAUCAGAUGAGCCUAGUGCUAACCAGAAUACUGCUAUUGCUUCAUAAAAAAUAAACAUUUUUUAGUAUUUAUGCUGCCACAUUUGUCUGGUGGGCCAAGUCUGGUUUUUUACGUCAUUGUUGCUUUGCGUUGCCAAGAGUAAGAGAGAUUAUUGGCGCACUCCCUUGCGCAUUACCAAAUCUCAAAACAGUGGCACUGCCUUCUCAUGGAG